Messenger RNA from Megalops cyprinoides (Indo-Pacific tarpon), 1555 nucleotides. RefSeq names its product TAF15 RNA polymerase II, TATA box binding protein (TBP)-associated factor (gene taf15). The transcript has 16 exons. Bases 73 to 1365 code for a protein of 430 amino acids. NCBI's taxonomy places the organism in Eukaryota, Metazoa, Chordata, Actinopteri, Elopiformes, Megalopidae. The record is from RefSeq and is a predicted model, not a curated record. Gene Ontology annotation, biological process: regulation of DNA-templated transcription. Gene Ontology annotation, molecular function: RNA binding; transcription coregulator activity. Gene Ontology annotation, cellular component: nucleus.
GUGUGCGCCUUAAUGUUGCCGGGUUUUUAAUUGUGGGAAGGGUGUAUUAUCCGUUUUUUAAAGCGCUGAAAAAUGUCUUCAGAUUCUGGUUACGGUCAGCCUGGCGCCACGCAAAGCUAUGGGUCAUAUGGAGCACCUCCACCACAGGGCUACCAGCAGAGUGCACAGGGCUAUGGCCAGGGGAAUGAUGGGUCAUCCUAUGGAGGUCAAAGCUAUGGAAGCUAUGGACAGUCAGAAAGUUAUGGACAGACGGCACAGGGCUUCUCUGGUGGUUAUGGACAGCAGCAGCAACAGCCACCGCCGCAACAGCAGCAGCAGCAGCAGCAGCAACAGGGCUAUGGCAGCUAUGGACAGCAGAGCACAGAACCCUCUAGCGGGUAUGGAGACAAGUCAUCAUCCUUUGGCCAGCAGUCAGCUUAUGGACAACAAGGAUCUUAUGGACAACAGGGAUCCUAUGGACAAUCUCAAGGUGCUUAUGGAAGGCAAAAUGAAGGUGAUUAUGGUCAGGACUCGAGGCGAUAUGGAGGAGACGAGGGCAGGGACAGGUCUGACGGAUAUGGCUACGGAUACAGAGGCAGGGGGCGUGGAGGAUACGAUCGGGACGGAAGAGGCGGACCUGGUAUGGGAGGUGGUGACCAUGGUGGCUUCAAAAAUAACGGUGGCCCCAGAGAUUAUGGGCAAAGAAAUGAUUCCGGUGGGGAUCAAGACAACUCUGACAACAACACCAUCUUUGUCCAAGGACUUGGGGAGGAUGUUUCUGUUCAGGAAGUCGGGGACUUCUUCAAACAGAUCGGCGUCAUUAAGGUGAAUAAGAAAACAGGCAUGCCCAUGAUUAAUUUAUACACUGACAAAGCAACUGGAAGGCCGAAAGGAGAGGCCACUGUUUCAUUUGAUGACCCUCCCUCCGCUAAAGCUGCGAUUGACUGGUUUGAUGGAAAAGACUUCAACGGCAGACCCAUCAAGGUGUCAUUUGCAACCCGGAGGGCAGAGUUCACACAGAGAGGUGGUGGCAGAGGACGUGGAGGUUACAGAGGUGGUCGUGGAGGCUAUGGUGGUGGAGGUCCCACAUUUGAUGUGAAGGGAGGAGACUGGCCAUGUCCCAAUAGUUCCUGUGGCAAUAUGAAUUUUGCACGAAGGUAUGAGUGCAACAGAUGUGGCACACCUAAACCAUCGGACGGUUCCGGAGAUCGUGGUGGCAGAGGAGGGUAUGGAGGUGACAGAGGUGGGUUCCGCGGACGUGGUGGCUACCGUGGUGGAGAUCGUGGUGGUUACGGUGGAGAUCGUGGUGACCGUGGUGGCUACAGUGGUUACAAGAUGGGAGGAAGAGGUGAUCACAGAGACGAAAGACGAGACCGGCCAUACUGAGAAUGUCUGUCAAUCCCAUUUCCGCCUUGGGGUGAAAGGGGGGUUGGGGUUUGAUCCAUGUUUCUGUACUGCGAACCUUUCAUUAUCAGAACUUCCCUUGUACUGCUCCCGAACUGUCUGUUGGUCUGCACCUACUGUGAAUGAAAGAACUUUUGGGGUGGCGGAGCAAGAGCUUGUGAAUUUUUCUUUC